CGAGCAGAGUCGCGCGACUCGACAAGCCGAGACUCACUCACUGUGAGAGACGCGUCACAAGGCGCGUCUACCACGUUUUUUUAUUUGCCAUUGUUGUGCAUUAUCUUCCGGCAGUGUUGCUGUAUACUGUGAACUGCUGUAUAUCGUGUACCUGUCAGAGAAGAGUCGAUUAAGCGAACUUUGCUGUUGUGUGUUGCACGUGGAUAACGUAACGUAACGGGUUCAGUGAUAGAAAACCGACGACGACGACGGCAACGACGACGACGACGACGACGACGACGACGACGACGACGACGACGACGACGACGACAACGAGGUGAACCUCGAGGACAGUUUUGGCGAGAGAAUUCCGGCCGUGUCGAGAUCUUGCAGUGUCACUCGGAGCAUAAUUUAAAAGCUACGCUGUGUCGAGGAAAUAAAAGAUUUCUCGUCGAUUCGUGUGGUAGGCAACACUGGUUUUCAGCGUGUGCGUCAAUAGGUGAGCGCAGAUUCGAACCAUCGUCGAUGGCUUAGCACCGUUACGGAAAAAUCUAUACAAACAGGGGUAAAGGAAAAGGAGGACACACAAUGCACCGUAUUCAUUUUAGGCACGUGGCUUUCACAGCUUUAAUUAUUAUACUUAAUAUUUUAACAGGACACGCGAAUUUUCCUCAACAUGGACUAAGAGAAUACAGACCAGUAUCCAGAGGUUCACAUGCGAAAAGGACGCACCCGUGCGAGCAGAGCUCGUGUUAUCCCGCGACUGGAAACUUGCUGAUCGGUCGGAAGGACAAACUGAGCGCUUCAUCGACGUGCGGCCUGAAGGGACCCGAGAGAUUCUGCAUCGUUUCCCAUCUGAAAGAAAGGAAGAAAUGUUUCUUCUGUGACUCGUCGUUUCCCAAACGGCAGCAUAACAUCGAGAACAUUGUCAGCGGAUCAUGGUGGCAAGCCGAGAACGGGGUGGAAAACGUUACGAUACGCUUCGAUCUCGAGGCGGAGUUUCACUUCACGCACAUCAUCAUUCACUUCCAAACCUUCCGGCCAGCCGCCAUGCUGAUCGAACGAUCGACCGAUUUCGGACAGACCUGGCAGGUGUACCGGUACUUUGCUCACAACUGUGAACACUAUUUUCCCGGAAUUCCUACCCAUCAGCCUCAAAGAUUAACGGAUGUCAUCUGCGAGACCAGAUACUCGGCUGUUGCUCCUUCCAGCGGCGGUGACGUGAUCUUCAGGGUAUUGCCGCAAAAUCUGGACAUUGACAAUCCGUAUUCGAAAGAAGUGCAGAAUCUCCUGAAGGUUACCAAUCUCAGGAUCAAUAUGACGAGGCUCCACACUCUGGGCGACGAUCUACUCGACGAUCGAGCCGAGAUACGCGAAAAGUACUACUACGCCAUUCAGGACAUGGUGAUACGUGGCUCCUGCUCCUGCUAUGGACACGCGUCCAGGUGUCUACCGUUGCCUGGGGUCAUCGACGAGGAGAACAUGGUGCACGGCAGAUGCGAGUGCACUCACAACACCAAGGGCCUCAAUUGCGAAAAGUGCGAGGACUUUUACAACGAUCUGCCGUGGAAACCGGCGGUUGGCAAACAGACAAAUGCCUGUAGACGUUGCAAUUGCAACAAUCACACCACGUCCUGCCACUUUGACGAGGCGGUUUACGACAGAUCGGGAAGAGUGUCGGGCGGAGUCUGCGACGACUGCCAGCACAAUACGCGAGGGCAGAAUUGCGAACAGUGCAAGCCGUUCUUUUAUCAUGAUGUGACGAAGGAUAUCUCCGAUUCGGCAGCUUGUCAGCCGUGCAACUGUGAUCUGGGUGGAUCCUUGGACGACGGUAUUUGCGACUCGAGAACCGAUCCUCUCAGCGGUGACGAGUCAGGGCGCUGCCAUUGCAAGGCAAAUGUCGAGGGGCGUCGUUGCGACCGUUGCAAGAACGGCUUUUGGAACUUUAAUCCCGAUAGUCCCGAGGGAUGUCAAGCCUGCACUUGCAACACCCUCGGCACUGUUGACAAUCAGGGCUGCAACACGGUGACCGGCGAAUGUACGUGCAAACGUUACGUCACUGCGCGCGAUUGCAACCAAUGCCUGCCGAAUUAUUGGGGACUCUCCGAGGACCGUGACGGAUGCAAACCCUGCGAUUGCGAUCCCGGCGGCUCUUACGAGGAUUCAUGCGACGUCAUCACCGGCCAAUGCAGAUGCAGACCUCACGUCAGCGGGAGAACUUGCAAUCAGCCGGAGCAGAGCUACUACACCGGCUCGCUGGAUUUUCUCAUUUACGAAGGAGAAUUAUCGAGAGCUAGCGAUAACUGUCAAGUGGUGAUCAAAGAGCCUUAUCGCGACGGCAGGAACAGCACGUGGACCGGCACGGGUUUCAUGAAGGUCCUCGAGGACUCGGUACUAAACUUCACCAUCGACGACAUACGCAAAUCUAUGUGGUACGACGUGAUCGUGCGAUACGAGCCGGUGCAUCACGGUGUCUGGAACGACUUGCAGCUUAUUCUCGAGAGGGACGAUCCGCCAGACCCGAACGGUCCGUGCGCUGAAUGGACGCCCGAGUACGAUCGCUUAUGGGCGCAAUUGCCGAUACGAUCGAGAAGCUCCGUAGCGCAGCCUUCUAUAUGUCUGGAAACGGGAAAACGAUACAAUCUUGUGCUGCAAUUUCGCAAGUUUAACGGCCAAACUGACGUACCUUCUGCUUCGAUCCUAGUCGACUCGAUCGUUCUGAAGCCGAGGAUAGACGUGAUACCCUUCUUCAAAACGCCAGGUGUGGGUGAACUGCGUCGCCAGGAAUACGAACGUUAUCACUGUAACGACUUUUUCAACGACGUCAAUGUCAUGUGGAGCGACAUACCCGAGAUUUGUAGAAAGUAUCAGAACAGCAUCGGUUACUACGUCUUCGAGGGUGCUCAUUCCUGUGAGUGCAAUCCGACGGGAUCUCGCAGUCUUCUUUGUGAGAAUUACGGCGGAAUGUGUCCGUGCAAGCCAAACGUGGUCGGCAGACGUUGCGAUCGUUGCGCACCAGGCACGUACGGAUUCAGUCCCGAAGGUUGUAUCCCUUGCGACUGCGACGGGGUCGGUGCUCUCGAUAACUUUUGCGACGUCGAGACCGGUCGUUGCAAGUGUCGUCGCAACACCUACGGUAGAACCUGUGGUCAGUGCGAACCCGGUUUCUGGAACUUUCCGCACUGCCAACGCUGUGAGUGUAACGGACACGCGGACAGCUGCGAUCCCAAGACCGGUGCUUGCAUCAAUUGCAGAGACUACACCACCGGACAUAAUUGCGAUCGUUGUAUCGACACCUUUUACGGCGAUCCGCGAAUCGGCGUCGAUAUACCUUGCCGAGCGUGCCCGUGUCCAGGCACUCUCGGUUCCGGCCACUCGUAUGCCGAUGGCUGCUCGUUAGAUUCGAUAACGCAAGAUGUGGUCUGCGAAUGCUUCGAGGGUUACGCCGGGCCCCGGUGUGAACAUUGCGCCGAGAAUUACUUCGGCAAUCCUGAGAUAUCUGGCGGUAGCUGCAUCCGCUGCGAGUGUAAUAACAACACGGAUUUACGUCAACCCGGUAACUGCGAUCCGCACAACGGUCGUUGUCUCCAAUGCUUGCACAACACCGACGGUUUCAAUUGCCAAAUCUGCAAGCCUGGCUUUUACGGCAACGCCCUGCGACAGGAGUGUCAGGACUGCAGCUGCAAUGUCUUGGGCACCGACAAGGCUGCGGGACCAUGUGACCACCGUACCGGACAAUGCCCGUGCUUACCGCAUGUCAUCGGACAGCUUUGCGACUCUUGCGAGGAGAAUCAUUGGAGGAUAGCCAGUGGAGAGGGUUGCGAUCCUUGCGAGUGUGAUGCGGUUGGGAGCGUGUCGGAUAGGUGCAAUCCAUACGAUGGCACUUGCGAGUGCAGGCCGGGAUUCGGCGGUAGACGGUGCAACGAGUGUCAGACGAACUUCUGGGGCAACCCGAAUAUCGAGUGCUAUCCGUGUGAGUGCGACGUCAUCGGCUCCGCCAGCCAGCAGUGCGACAGAGAGACCGGAGUGUGCGUUUGUCACAAGGGUAUCGGCGGCGAGAAGUGCGACCAAUGCGACCGCGGCUAUCACGGCGAGGCGCCGCAGUGUAGUCCCUGCGGCGAAUGCUUCGACAAUUGGGAUCUGAUAUUGAGCGGUCUCAGGAACAAGACGGACGUCGUCAUCGAUGAGGCCUCGAGGAUACAGAAGGUCGGUACGAGCGGCGUUUACAGUCAGGAGUUCGACGACAUGGAGAAGUCUCUGAACGAGAUCAAGGCGCUGAUCAGCAACACCACCAUUCGGGGUCAAGAUCUGGACGCAUUGGACAUCCUGGCCGCGGGGUUGGAAAGAAAUAUCUCCGAGUCGGCGCAGCAGUUGGAAAACGUGAACAAUCUCCUGGAGAAUGUCAGCCAAAGGGUCAACCUCGGCGAUGUUGCGCUGAAAGGAUUGAAGAAUCGUACCAACAGCCUGCACGAGGCUGCUGCCGAGCUAAAGGAGAACGCCACUAGGUUGCAAGAGGAGAACGUGCAGGGCGCGUUGAAUGUGACUCAGCAGAUGGCCGAGCAGUCCAGACAGGCCGAGAGAAUGGCGAACGACACCAGCAACGUUCUGGCUGACGCCGAGCGAUUCCGUAAGCAUACCGAGAAUCUUCUGGCAAAGAAUCGCGCUACCGUCGACGAGGCUCAAGAGAGGAACAAAGAGUCCUUGGUGAGGUUAAACGAGAAGCUGAGGGCCUUCGGCAUGACCAUGCCCGGUCUGAAUCUGCAAAUGUGCGGCGACAACGUGACGGAUUGCAGCACCGUCUGCGGUGGCGCGGGCUGCGGCUUCUGCGGCGGAUUGUCCUGCGACGUUGGCGCCGUCACCAAGGCCAAUCAGGCUCUGGAUGUGGCCAAGCAGCAGGCUACCAAGAUCAAAAGUCACAAGGACGAGGCCGAGCAAUUGUUGCGCAACAUGAUUCAGAUGAAGCAAGAUUCAACAGCAGCGAGAUCCAACGCUCAAGACGCUUUCAAUUACGCCUGGGAUGCGCGCAACCGUUCAGCAAACGUUUCCAAGGAGCUCCUGGACAUAACCAAUCGGAUCUGGAGUAAUCUGAACGACGAGCAGCCCACACCGGCUAUGGUGAGGGACCUCGCGAACAAGGUUCUCGAGAAGAACAUACAGCUGGAGCCGGACGAGAUUACGCGGCUGGCCGAUCGCAUCAAGAGUAUCGUGGGCUCGCUCACCGACUCCGAGAAGAUUCUCGCCGACACGAAAGACGACCUCGAGCUGGCUCGCGAGCUCGAGCAACGUGCCAAUCGCGCCAAGGAGGCUGCCGUUGAGAAACAAGAUUCAGCCAGGCAGGUGAUACUGCUGUUGAACGACGCGCAGGAGGCGCAGGAGAAGGCGCAGAACGCCAUCGACAAGGCGGAAGCCGACGUGCUCAAGUCGCAAAAGGACUUGGCCGAUAUCUCCGAUGUGACGACGGCUGCUCAGAUCCAAGCGAACAACACCACCCAGUCCGUGGAGGCUCUGGACACCCGUCUGAAGCAGUUGCAGACGCAAUCGGUGAAGAAUGACUUUGUGCUGACGAAGGAGAUCAGCGUGGAGGCGAAGAAGGUCGCCGAAGAGGCGCGAGUGAUCGACGGCAAGACGAAGAAGCUGUCGGAGGUGUACAAGAGAGCGGACGAGUCGCUGUAUCAACGAGUGAACAAGAGCAAGGGUGAUAUACAGCGGGCGAAGAGGCUGUUGCAACGAGCCUCCGAACUGACUGCGGACACGUCGACCAAGUUCAAGGAUCUGGACGGUAUGGAGAGCGUGUACAGGGACAACGAGAGAUUAUUGAAGGACCUGAUGAGAGACGUGGACGCGCUGACGAUGGAGAUGGAAAGACAUUUGGAGGAGAUUGAGCAGAAGUCGCAGUUGUACAGACAGUGCUCCGCUUAAGAUCGUUCGCAUUACGAUACGCAUUACAGCUGAUCGUCGUCGUAGCUCUUCCGCAGCGCGCUUCAUCUUUAAAGUUGCGCGUUCUAGUUCUUACGUGUUAGGCAUCGCUGAACGCGAUAAAUCUAUUCUUUCUUUCAUCGUUAUUUUGGCUGACACAGAAAUAUCUCCACGAUAUAGAAUAGAUGUUUGCUUCGCGAAUGAGCGCGCGCGCGCGCGCGCGCACACGUGCGUACGCUGCAUCUCGCUGCAUUACUGCGAGAAAUAUCACGUCUUUGCGAGAUCGGUGCUUUAUACAAUUGUGCAAUAGCUGCGGUUCUCCCUUUACUAAUCUUGUAGUAGAAAAAGUGGAUCUGCGUAUACAUAUACUAUAUCAUAUAUAUAAAUUUAUCAUUUAAAAUUUAUUCCCUAAAAAGUAUCGCGAAAAGCCACUAGAUUCUUAUUAGUGCCAUAAAUAGUAAAUGA
This is a messenger RNA of Harpegnathos saltator (Jerdon's jumping ant), 6360 nucleotides long. It is a transcript of the gene LanB1, whose product is annotated as laminin subunit beta-1. The record is from RefSeq and is a predicted model, not a curated record. Gene Ontology annotation, cellular component: laminin trimer. The transcript is spliced from 14 exons. Gene Ontology annotation, biological process: axon guidance; basement membrane assembly; animal organ morphogenesis. Bases 568 to 5898 code for a protein of 1776 amino acids. Lineage: Eukaryota; Metazoa; Arthropoda; Insecta; Hymenoptera; Formicidae.